AUGGUUGAGCUGUCAAUUGUUGUUUCAGAUUCCUCCAACUUAUGGACCAAUUGGGUGAAAGUUUAUUUACUAAGGAAUAAUUCUUUCUGGAAUGCUCCUCAUCCUGCCAUGUGUUCUUGGAAUUGGAGAAAAAUGCUUAAAAUUAGGGAGCUUUGUCGUUCUUUCUUUGCUAAUAUGAUUGGUGAUGGUCGUACUACUGCUUUGUGGUUUGAUAAUUGUCACCCUCUUGGUCCUCUUACUCUUAGAUGGUCAUCUAAUAUCAUUGCUGAUUCUGCUCUCUCUUCCUCUACCAUGGUCAGUGAUGUUAUUUAUAAUAAUAAUUGGAGAUGGCCUUCUUUCUCUCACGAUUUACUAGAGAUUCGUGUUUCAUUGACCCAAAUCAUUCCUAACUCUGAGGUUAGUGAUUAUGUUCGAUGGACUCUUUCUUCGAAUGAGGUUUAUUCAACUUCUUCUGCAUGGAAUGCUCUUCGUUUUUCUAGGCCUAUUGUUCCUUGGUAUCAUUUAGUCUGGUUUGGUAGUUCUGUUCCUAGAUGGAGCUUCAUCUUAUGGCUUGCUAUUAGAGGAAGGUUAUCAACUAUGUAUCGUGUAAGAAUUUUUCCUCCUCUUGCUGCCCAUGACUGUGCUUUUUGUUUUGCUGCUGAUGAGACUCACAACCAUCUUUUCUUUGAUUGUGUUUAUACCUCUGGCAUUUGGACUCACAUUUUGUCUAAAUGUGAUGUGAGUAAUCCUCUCCUCUCUUGGCAGCAUUUCAUUCCUUGGGCUGCUGCUAACUGGAAGGGUAAUUCUUUAUCUGUUGCUAUCAAAAAGUUGGCUUUGCAAGCUGCGGUUUAUGCUAUCUGGCGCGAGAGAAAUAACCGCAAGUUCCGUAACGAAAGCCUCCCUUCUGUUGUUGUGUUCAAAGCAAUUGUGGAGUCCAUGCGGUUAUGCUUAUUGUCUUGGAAGAUUCCUCCUUCUCCUUCUAACAGUUAUAUUAUUCAUGAAUGGAGACUCCCUUCUUAA
Rosa rugosa (rugosa rose) is the source of this 999-nucleotide messenger RNA. RefSeq lists its product as uncharacterized. NCBI's taxonomy places the organism in Eukaryota, Viridiplantae, Streptophyta, Magnoliopsida, Rosales, Rosaceae. The transcript has a single exon. The coding region runs from base 1 to 999 and encodes 332 amino acids. The record is from RefSeq and is a predicted model, not a curated record.